CGUAUAAUCUAGUGGACGGAACGCAAUGCUGUUAGUGUGACGUAUAAUCUAGUGGACGGAACGCUUCUUUCAGCAGCAGCAACAGUUAGUCCGCCACCUCGGUAGCUUGCUAGCCAAAAUAGCCGAACCCAUAAAGCUCUUUAGACGCUUUAGUGUAUAUUAGCCACUGUAUUUUAAACCCUCUUCUGUCGUCUAGUUAGUAAGUUAUCCUAUUCCAUUUCAUAUUUACGGUGUUGUAGUUAUUAUUCAGCUGGCGGGCUGGUUAAGUUAGCAUUAGCCUAGCUAGCUAACAUCUCAGACCAUGAGUUCACUAAAUGACUCUCUUCCUGCUGAAGAAGAGACGGUCUGUUGGACGGAGAAAGAAGCUCUCAUCAAAGAAGAGGAGGAAGAGAAGGAUGUUACAAUACAAAAACAAGUAGAGGGUGAGGCUGUUACCCUGAAAGAAGAAGAGAAAGACGUUUCAGUGAAAGAAGAGGAAGACGUUACAGUGAAAGAAGAGGCGUUCAGAGUGAAAGAGGAGGGUGUUACAGUAAAAGAUGAGGAGGAUUCCGUUUUUGAAGUGAAAGCGGAGGAGGGGGAGAAUACGGUCUCAUCGGAAGAAGAGGAGGAAGAAACUGGAUAUCUGGGCCCGAUUUCCCAAACGCAAUUUAAGGCAUCCAGUGGUUCUAAAGAUGAACUUAGCCAUAAGAUGGUUUUGAGAAACCGGGCCGUGAUUACCACUGGAGAGAGACGGGACUAUCGUGGAUCCUCUGGGGAGUCUCAUCUACAUCAUGACGCUGACGAGGCAGAGAAGAGUCUCUCCCCAUUAGAACACCUCAAGAAACACCCGCAGAGAUCCACAGGGAAGAAAUCUCACCGCUGCUCUGACUGUGGGAAGAGAUUCACCUCAACAGGCAUUAAAAUUCAUCAGAGAAGACACACAGGAGAGAAGCCUUAUAGCUGUGGUCAAUGUGGGAAGAGAUUCACCUCACCAGUAAAACUUAAAAUACAUCAAAGAUAUCACACAAGAGAGAAACCAUAUGGCUGUGAUCAAUGUGGGAAGUGUUUUGGUCGAUCUGGCCAUCUGACUAUACACCAGAGAACACACACAGGAGAGAAACCAUAUAGCUGUAAUCAAUGUAGGAAGAGUUUUUCUAGAUCUGGCUCUCUAACAAUACACCAGAGAAUACACACAGGAGAGAAACCAUAUAGCUGUGAUCAAUGUGGGAAGAGUUUUACUUCUUCUAGCUAUCUGACAGUACACCAGAGAACACACACAGGAGAUAAUCUGUGCUGUGAUCAAUGUGGGAAGAGUUUUUCUUCUUCUAGCUAUCUAACUAUACACCAGAGAACACACACAGGAGAGAAACCUUAUAGCUGUGAUCAAUGUGGGAAGAGUUUUACUACAUCUGGCUCUCUGACUUUACACAUAAGAACACACACAGGAGAGAAACCUUAUAGCUGUGAUCAAUGUGGGAAGAGUUUUACUACAUCUGGCUCUCUGACUUUACACAUAAGAACACACACAGGAGAGAAACCUUAUAGCUGUGAUCAAUGUGGGAAGAGUUUUACUACAUCUGGCUCUCUGACUUUACACAUAAGAACACACACAGGAGAGAAACCUUAUAGCUGUGAUCAAUGUGGGAAGAGUUUUUGUCAAUCUGGCUAUCUAAUAGUGCACCAGAGAACACACACAGGAGAGAAACCUUAUAGCUGUGAUCAAUGUGGGAAGAGUUUUUGUCAAUCUAGCUAUCUGACAGUGCACCAGAGAACACACACAGGAGAGCCAAUGUAUAGCUGUGACCAGAGAUAAUCUGAUAAAAGAUCUCUGACUAAUCAUCAGAAAAUACAUGAAGGAGUUUUCAUGAUAUCAAUGAAAUGAUGUCACAAUGUAGAAUGUUUUAACAUUGUAGUAGGAGUAUUUUAAUGAUGUCACAAUGUAGAAUGUUUUAACAUUGUAGUAGGAGUAUUUUAAUGAUGUCACAAUGUAGAAUGUUUUAACAUUGUAGUAGGAGUAUUUUAAUGAUGUCACAAUGUAGAACCCUAAACGUUUGUCCCCUGUUCUAUUGAUUUCAACAUGAUAUGGAUAUUAGCCUCAGGGGGAAAAUCCAGGCUCUGAAUUGGAAGAGUACUAUUUAUGAGAUUUAGUAAGUACACAUUAUUCCCAGAUUCCGUGUGGUUUUUGAGCUGCUAGUUUUAACAGGAAGUGCAACCUCAUCUCCCUCCUGUCGCACAAAUGAUUUUAGCAUGAUAUCGAUGAGUUAUGACAAAUAAGUGUUGCGUUCCUUUGUUUAGCGACCCCUACAUUUAAAUGCAUUCCAUCAUCACGUACAACCUGAUUUCCCCCCUAAUUGAUAUCAGUGAUUUAUUGCUACUUGUCAAAACAACUUUUCUGGAAAUAUGAUUAUUGUGGCAGAUGUUUGUGUAAAUAGCACAUGUUAUGUUUAGGUUUUCAAUUUAUCCCAAACUGUUUCUGCAUAUUGGUUAUUGAUUUGGACACGUUAAUACUGUGUUUUGACAUUGAGGCUAUCCCACCUAGCACAAUGUAAUUGAAAAGUCGUUGAAAAUAAGACUAUGCAAUCAAAAAAAAAAAUUUAUAUUUUUUUAUUAUACCAUGCCUUACCAUUAAGUUAAUUAUUGACAAUACAUAUUAACAAAGGGGUGUCCAUUUGGUUUUGAUCAUGUGAGGUGGAAAGUUGCUACGGAUAUUGCAGGAUUUUCCUCUUGAAAUCAGACAUGUCCGUGUUAAGGACAACUUGGUUGCUGAUUGUUUCAAGGGUGGCAGUCAAAGUUUUGCGUUUAGCCAUUGCGUUGCCAUGGAUCACAAUUUAUUUUGACUGCACGGUUUUCCGUAUUGGAGAUGAGUUUUGUUUGGGCUCGUUCCAAGGGGACGAGAGUUCUAGAAGCUAGUGAGUUUUAGGAAGACGAGAGUUCUAGAAGCUGGUGAGUUUUAGGAAGACGAGAGUUCUAGAAGCUAGUGAGUUUUAGGAAGACGAGAGUUCUAGAAGCUAGUGAGUUUUAGGAAGACGAGAGUUCUAGAAGCUAGUGAGUUUUAGGAAGACGAGAGUUCUAGAAGCUAGUGAGUUUUAGGAAGACGAGAGUUCUAGAAGCUGGUGAGUUUUAGGAAGACGAGAGUUCUAGAAGCUAGUGAGUUUUAGGAAGACGAGAGUUCUAGAAGCUAGUGAGUUUUAGGAAGAUGAGAGUUCUAGAAGCUAGUGAAUUUUAGGAAGACGAGAGUUCUAGAAGCUAGUGAGUUUUAGGAAGACGAGAGUUCUAGAAGCUGGUGAGUUUUAGGAAGACGAGAGUUCUAGAAGCUAGUGAGUUUUAGGAAGACGAGAGUUCUAGAAGCUAGUGAGUUUUAGGAAGACGAGAGUUCUAGAAGCUAUUGAGUUCUAGGAUUCUAUAGAAAGAAAACUGAGAAAAGAUACUGAAAGAGGAUUCUAUUGAAAGAAAAAGGUUUAAAAAAAUAAUAAGAUUGUAUAUUAUUAUUUAGAAAUGUGUUUUUUCUUGUUUUUAAUUGUUGACAGCCAGUAGACACCAUGUUUAUAUUGGUGAAGCAUUGUAGUUGAUUAUAAUGUGAAAUGGAAGUUGUUUUCUGUUGGUGGUGAGCAAACUUGUCCAACAAAAAUGAUAGUAUUUAUUUGUUGUCUUAAGGGGAAAGGUGUUACAGGCUUUAGUUUUUCUAUUUUUAUGUUUUGAGGUUGGACUUUAGCACUAUAGCUCGUUAGCACGUAGGAGGCACUGAUUGGUGUCACCUCGUUAGUCAGUAUGUGUAACACCAGUUCUUUUGUUUACCUCUUCUUGGGCAGAUUUAGUGGGUCUCAUGGUGGGUGACUUUUAUGUCCCAGUUGUUGUUACUAGUCAACUUUCAGUGGACACUGAGAGCAAAACUGCAACAUUAUGUUAUAAUACUUUUAUUGCAUCAAAUGGUUGUUUUAUGCAACAGAAUAGAGGGUUCUUAGAACUAUAGUGUCUGUGUGUUCUACUGAGGACUUGCCUCUGGGAGAAAACACUGACAGGACAUUUACAAUGUCUUUUGGGUGAUAAAAACCUAAAGAGACCACAUUCCAGGGCAUGAGUUACUGUUUCUGUUCUAUAUGGUACCAGGGAGCGAUGAACCCCUCCUAAAAAAAAAUACCUUGAAUUUUGCAUUGCAUCCAAUUAAUAUUUUAAUCAAUGGCAUUUCCUUAGGCUGCUCAUUAGUCUUUCAGUUGUUAGUCUUGUUUGUUGUGUACUAAAUAUUUCAUUUUUUUAUUUGUUUUUUCUUGUGAAGCCAUUGUGUUGCAUCCAUGUCUGAAAUGUACUGUAUAAAUAAAGCUUGAUUUGAUUUCAACAAAUGAACCCAAUG
This is a messenger RNA of Salvelinus fontinalis (brook trout), 4327 nucleotides long. Its product is annotated as zinc finger protein ZFP2-like. The transcript has 2 exons. Gene Ontology annotation, biological process: regulation of transcription by RNA polymerase II. Gene Ontology annotation, molecular function: RNA polymerase II cis-regulatory region sequence-specific DNA binding; DNA-binding transcription factor activity. The record is from RefSeq and is a predicted model, not a curated record. NCBI's taxonomy places the organism in Eukaryota, Metazoa, Chordata, Actinopteri, Salmoniformes, Salmonidae. The coding region runs from base 302 to 1792 and encodes 496 amino acids.